AUGGCGCUGAGUGGGCAAAAUGCUCCUGAGGCAGAAGCUGUAUCUGAGCCUUCUUUUAUUGCUAAAAGUGAAGAUCGUUUGUUUAAGCAUUUAUUUGAAGACUAUCAAAGAUGGGUUCGUCCAGUGGAACGCCUGAAUGACACAAUAAAAAUCAAGUUUGGCCUUGCAAUCUCUCAGCUGGUAGAUGUGGAUGAGAAAAAUCAAUUGAUGACAACAAAUGUAUGGUUGAAACAGGAAUGGAUAGAUGUAAAACUAAGGUGGAAUCCUGAAGACUAUGCUGGAAUAACAUCUAUCCGUGUCCCAUCCGAUUCUAUUUGGAUUCCAGAUAUUGUGCUGUAUGACAAUGCAGAUGGACGUUUUGAGGGAACAUCUACAAAAACAGUGGUCAAAUAUGAUGGCACCAUUGCUUGGACUCCACCAGCAAACUACAAAAGCUCUUGUACUAUUGAUGUAACGUUCUUCCCCUUUGACCUUCAAAAUUGCUCAAUGAAAUUUGGUUCCUGGACUUACGAUGGCUCACAAGUUGAUCUAAUUCUUGAAGAUUAUGACGUUGACAAAAGAGAUUUUUUUGAUAAUGGAGAAUGGGAAAUAGUGACUGCAACAGGGAGCAAAGGAAACAGGACUGAUGGAUGCUGCUGGUAUCCUUUUGUUACAUAUUCCUUUAUAAUUAGACGUUUGCCACUUUUUUACACUUUGUUUCUCAUUAUUCCUUGUAUAGGGCUUUCAUUUCUAACUGUCCUUGUCUUCUAUCUUCCUUCAAAUGAAGGUGAAAAAAUUUCACUCUGCACUUCAGUACUUGUAUCUUUGACUGUUUUUCUCCUCGUUAUUGAAGAAAUCAUUCCAUCAUCCUCUAAAGUUAUCCCGCUCAUAGGAGAGUACUUGGUGUUCACAAUGAUAUUUGUGACCUUGUCCAUCGUGAUCACUGUCUUUGCUAUCAAUAUCCACCACCGCUCCUCGUCCACGCACAACGCCAUGGCUCCCUGGGUCCGCAAGAUAUUCCUGCACAAGCUGCCCAAGCUGCUCUGCAUGAGGAGCCAUGUCGACAGGUACUUUGCUCAGAAGGAGGAGACAGCAAAUAUGAACGGGUCAGAGUCAUCCAGGAACACCUUGGAAGCAGCUCUGGACUCCAUCCGCUACAUCACAAGACAUGUCAUGAAGGAGAACGAGGUUCGCGAGGUUGUUGAAGACUGGAAAUACAUUGCUCAGGUGCUUGAUCGAAUGUUCCUAUGGGCUUUUCUUCUGGUUUCAAUAAUUGGAUCACUUGUGUUAUUUAUUCCUGUAAUUCAUAAAUGGGCAAGUAUAAUAGUACCUACCCAUAUAGGCAGUACAAAUGCAUAAAAUAUUUUUGGAGCCAUGUCCUAGUGAUUUGGCUCUAAGUUUUGCAGUAGCUCUGUUUCCAUGCAUGUUCGUUGUAGGCAUGUUUCUGAUAGAGAGAAGAAGAAUUCCUAAACUAGAAAAUUAGGUUUUUCUUAAAGUAUGGCAUUCCCAGGACACAAAGAAGUCGAUUUGCUUAUUGCCAGUCUACUGAGCUACUGCUAAGCCAGGUCAGAAUUAAAAGAACCUGCUCAAGCCAUGGCAUGUAUGAUUUAUCGAAAAAGCAUACACUGACACCUACUGUGAUAUAGAAGGAUUUCAAUUUUUUAAUGAUGAUCACUGUAGUCCAAUUAUUAAAUUACUGUAUAAAUUGUUAUACUGA
Ficedula albicollis (Collared flycatcher) is the source of this 1696-nucleotide messenger RNA. RefSeq names its product cholinergic receptor nicotinic alpha 5 subunit (gene CHRNA5). Gene Ontology annotation, cellular component: synapse; neuron projection; postsynaptic membrane. Gene Ontology annotation, molecular function: acetylcholine-gated monoatomic cation-selective channel activity; transmembrane signaling receptor activity. The record is from RefSeq and is a predicted model, not a curated record. Gene Ontology annotation, biological process: nervous system process; signal transduction; monoatomic ion transmembrane transport. The transcript is spliced from 6 exons. Bases 1 to 1338 code for a protein of 445 amino acids. Lineage: Eukaryota; Metazoa; Chordata; Aves; Passeriformes; Muscicapidae.